Molecule: messenger RNA, 871 nt
Organism: Babjeviella inositovora NRRL Y-12698
Lineage: Eukaryota; Fungi; Ascomycota; Pichiomycetes; Serinales
Gene: RIM1
Product: Rim1p
Exons: 1
Coding region: 310-708 (132 amino acids)
Biological process (GO): DNA replication
Molecular function (GO): single-stranded DNA binding
Source: RefSeq, a predicted model, not a curated record
CACUGUCCCACUUAUUCACAAUAUCUAAUUAUUUAUCUCCAACAUUCGGACACUUAGAGUUCGGUUUUAUUGUCCGACGAGUUUGACAAUAAAACCAAAAUACUCAGAUACCCGCUACACUUAGUUGCCAUCCAGGUUAAAUUGCAGUAAAACCAAAUCGGGUAAUCAGCCUUCUAGGUCGUGCGCAUGGCGUAUUUUCGCCUUAGGGCUUUCUGACUGAUAUAUCAUCUUUCUAAACACGUUCGUAGCGGGGGCAUACAAAAACACCGCUAUACCCAAUUCCCUAAAACAAGCCCUAUUCUAACAACAAUGCUCAGAUCCACCUUAUCCCCAUUGAGACCAGCCCUUACUGGUAUGUUCCAGAGAAACGCUAGCUCUGUUGCCACCAUGACCCUCAUUGGCAGAAUCACCCAGCCACAAACUGCCACCACCCAAGCCGGCAAAGAAUUCCUUAGUUACUCUGUCGCAGUGCAGCCAAAGAGGGAUGGUCCAACCUCUUGGUUUGAAGUCGGUGUUUUCAGCGAAAACCAGAUCAAGUUCAUCAACGACUACGUCAACAAGGGCUCUCUUGUUCAGGUUACCUGUGACGCCUCCAGAUCGGUUUACGAGAGAGAAGACGGCUCUAAGGCGUCUAGUUUGCGGUUGUUUCAGAAGGAAAUCAACGUUCUUGUGUUUAAGAACGUGGAAGAGGCUUCUGAGGAACAAUAAACGCGAAAAUCCAGUUUAUAAUGUUGUAUAGUAGUUUUAAUACCUUUCUGAACAAGUUUGGGACUUGUAUCCCCCUUAACACAUAAUGCUAUUAAGUUUUUAUAUAAUAUUUUGGUGGAUACCCCUCAACUGUUAAAACCUCUAUUCAAAUUUUGAGCCUGCC